Diabrotica virgifera virgifera (western corn rootworm) is the source of this 11665-nucleotide messenger RNA. RefSeq names its product microprocessor complex subunit DGCR8 (gene pasha). The coding region runs from base 493 to 2148 and encodes 551 amino acids. Gene Ontology annotation, cellular component: microprocessor complex. NCBI's taxonomy places the organism in Eukaryota, Metazoa, Arthropoda, Insecta, Coleoptera, Chrysomelidae. Gene Ontology annotation, molecular function: double-stranded RNA binding; heme binding; primary miRNA binding. The record is from RefSeq and is a predicted model, not a curated record. Gene Ontology annotation, biological process: primary miRNA processing. The transcript is spliced from 4 exons.
CGGCUGGCUUCCAGCGGUGACGUCUGACAGCUACUGCUGGCUCAGCUGUCCAGCCGCUGUGGUCGUCCGAACGCACCCAUUUUCUCUCGCUUAUGUUGGCAAAAAUGGAUGGAUGGUGUCAUAGUGUCAUUUGUCAUUACUCAUUGGCGUCCCUGGAAAAUUAUGUGGUGGAAAAUUAUUAUGCAUGCUUAUGUUGUUGAAAUGUGUUAAAUUUUAGUGUAAUUAAUUUUCAUAGAAUGUUGUAUUUAUAUAAAUGAAAACGAUGCUUUCAUGUUUUUAAAGGUUUAUGCCCUAGGAAUAGGGUAGUGGUACCACUGAUUGGAAAAGCUGAAUAAUCAUUUUUCAGGUCAUUCAGGUGUCCUUAAUAUUUCACUGUUUUCCGCGGUACUAUUCAAUUAAUAUUUCAAUUCUUUGUUCGAAAUUGGUUGGAAUAUUCUUUUGAUCGUUACCGUGUGGAGACUAAACAUCAAAUUUCUAUAAAUCAAUACCACUAUGAAUGGAAGUGUAGAAGCAAGCCAAGACUCCUCAAGUUGCCCAUUCUUUGGGAAAAACUUACAAAAUGGUAAUGCCGAGCUUAAUAAGUUUCAUAUUUUGGAUGAAACUGAAGGAAACGAUGACACUGAUAACUCAGCAGACUUCGACUCUGAUAUUCCUGAUGAUGAAAUUGAAAAAAUGUUGGAAGAGGCCUUGGAAAAACGGAAGAGAAAAGCAGCAGAUGCCGGGUUAGACGACGAAGAAAUUCCAUUCGAAGAAAAAAACAAGAUCCUCUUAAUUGAAAAAGGACAAAACCACUUCGACGUUCUUCCAGAAGGGUGGAUUCAAGUAACACACAAUAGUGGAAUGCCUAUUUAUUUACAAAAAGUUUCUAGGGUUUGUUCAUUAUCUAGGCCUUAUUUUCUAGGUCCAGGUUCAGCAAGAAAACACCAUAUACCUGUUAAUGCCAUACCAUGUUUAAAUUACAGAAAAGCCUUAGAAAAGGAAGAAUCGGAGUCCAAUGAACCAGAAACCAACAAUCAUUGCGAUCAGAGCUUUCCAAAUGCUAAGAUCGAAACUGUUCAGGAGAAUCUUCAAAUGCAGAAUCUCCCUCCUGAACAGGUUCGGGAGUAUUGUGAGAAGCUAUUUAAAUUCCAGACCAUGAAAGUAUUGAGAUUUAAAUCUUGGUCUGAAAGAAGAAAAUUUACGAAACGAUUAAAACAAAAAAAGCAAUUACAACGACUGACACUUCCAGAUGGUACCAAAUUAAUAACCUUUCCAAUUAGAAAAUCAGAUAGUUCGGAAAAUAACACGAAUUCUAAAAAGGAAUGGGUCAUGAACCCCAACGGAAAAUCGUAUGUGUGCAUUCUUCAUGAAUAUGUUCAACAUGUUUUGAAGAAGCAACCCACGUAUCAGUUUACGGAACUAGAAAAUGCAGCAACUCCUUAUGCUGCCACAGUUAUUAUCAAAGAUAUGCGGUACGGAGUUGGAUACGGGACCAGUAAAAAGCAAGCCAAAUCUGACGCAGCCAAGGCUACCCUAGAAAUCCUUAUUCCGGAAAUGAAAUCAAAGAUUGUUCCUGAUAAUCAAACAGGGGAUUCUACGAAAAAAGACAAAGAUCAAGAUCUGUCUUUCUUUGACGAAAUACGAGUAGAAGAUCCCAGAGUUUUUGAAUUUUGUGCCAAAACUACCGAGCCAGCUCCGUACGACAUACUUUUGACUUGUCUUCAGAGAAAUUUCGGCUUAGACGACCUUCAAAUUAGUUAUCAAGGAAAUACUUCAAAGUCCCAUGAAUUCACCAUGACUGUAGGUAAACAUACUGCGACUGUAUCUUGUAAAAAUAAAAGGGACGGCAAACAGAGGGCAUCUCAAGCAAUUCUUCAAGCACUACAUCCUAGCAUUACUUCAUGGGGUUCCCUUUUGCGACUAUACGGAAACCAUUCGAUCAAGAGCUUCAAGGAGAAGAAAUUAGAAGAGCAAGAGAUUACUUCUCUGCAAAGUAAAGCGGCUGUAAAUCAACCAAACUAUGCCAUUUUAUCGAAAUUGAAUAUAGAACUAGGUAAAUUAAGGGAAAAGCGUAAGGCCAUACAGCCGAUCGGUGUAUUAGAUACCGAUGGAACUGAAGUAGUAGCGCCAUUCUCUUCAACUUCUAAUUUGCAUAAUUUAGCUGUGUAAUCCUAGAUAUUGUAGUAGUCCAAUGUAGAGUUGGUAAAUAUUCGAAAAAAAUCAGUCACAAGACAAAUACCUAAUUUCAUAUACGUAUUAUACAUUCCAAACAUACAAGCAACAUUUCCUGUAUAUAACUACUAGUCAAGAAAAGAAAAUCAUCUAUUCCUAAGAUCUAAGAGAUCACUAAGGUACUAUUGCCUUCUAGAAUGCUAAAAAAUCAGUUUCAACAUUUUUUGUAUGUUAUUUAUAUGGCAAUUUUUUUAUAUUAUACAAAUUUUGAAAGUUACAAAAAAACUUUUUCAUUCUUCCUGUAUUUUUUCGUCCCAAGAUUACUGCUCCAUGGCGACAGUUAAUCUCUGGACCGGCAAAUCUGAAACAUAAAAUUCGGGUUUUAAUAAAGAAGUGCCCUUACGUGAUAUUUUACCAGAAACAAUAUGAAAAUUGGUCAAUGUAUAAUGUAUUAAUAAUAGAAACCACAUUUGAACCAAGUACUGCAAAUUCGUCUUCGGUCACAUUUUAAUCUUUAUUUUUUGCUGCAAUUUUAACAUUUUUUAAUUUACAGUUACUUUUAAUUUUUAAUUAAAAAAAAUCCACAGGGAAAGAAUUUUCCUGUAAGCUGACUGUAUAUCAUUAAUCACAAAAAAUGAGACAAGUCGUGCGUCUGUCCGGGACAUUUGUCGAUGUAUAAACAUUAAAUGACGUUUUAUAAACCUCAUUUUAUUUUUUUAUAUCCCGGAUAAUUUUAUUAUUUAUAUUUUAAACAAAUUUUAUAGGUAAGUUAUAAUAAAAUAAUAUUUUUAAAAUUAAAUAAAGGAAUUUUAUUAUUUAUUUAUUAGUUAGAUUUUAAACAAAUUAUGUUAUAUUAAUAUUUAUAUUUGACUUUGGCGGUUCUGUCAAAAUAAACAAGGUAUGCUUUAUUUAUAUAUUAUUUAUAUUCAUAUUUAUAUAUUAUUCAUAUAUAAUUUUAAUUCGAUAUUAAAUUUAAUUAUUAUAUAAAAUAAAUAAGAUGUUUAAAAAUUAAAGGGUAUAGUUUUAAAGGAAUUUAUUAACAACUAACGUUAAAAAGGUUGGUUGAUAUACAUUGCUCUUAUAUUUACCACUUCAUCAGUACCUACUUCAAAAAAUUUUUCGCAAAAUUGACAAAAAUACUUUAUUAAGAAAAAUAAGUUAAAGCAUUAUAUAACUUUAUAUUUACUUGGUUUACAUUUCAUGCAAGACUUCUAUUAUUUUAAAAAUGUAAUUUUUUACUAUGAUAUGAUUCUAAAAUUUUGAAAUUGGGUGGAGUGACUGUAGAUGGCAAUCAAUUGGAUCGCCUUCGCAUGGCGAUGGAUAAAAUUACUAGUUUCUAUAUUAUUUUAGAGAGUUAUUUUUGGAGGUGAAGGGAAUCUACAAAUAUAAAAAAAUUGAUUUUUUGAAAAUUCUAGACGCUAAUAGUACCUUAAAUUUAUGUUCUAAUUUCAAAUCGCCAUAUAUAUUUGUUUUUCGGAGAUCAUGUCCUAAAACUAUUUCUGAUGUCUAUCUAAAUAUUUUGUAGAGCUGUUUGUGUCUUUUUCUUUUAGCCUUAACUUUCAUUAAUUCCUGAAUUGUUAAAAUAUUAUUGUUAACUACCACUUAUACAAAAAAACUGAUAAUGGACUCGGAUUUAGCAUUAAAGAUUAAGUGGAGGAAGAUUGGAUGGUGUUAUAUAAAAAAGAGUCAACCCACACAAGUCUGAUUUUGAGAUAAAUAGCUUCAAAGUCAAUAAUCUGUGUAAAUGACAUAUUUUAUUAUAGCAUACCUACGAUAUAUCAUUAUGUCACUAAAAUUUCGAACUAUUUUUUACACACAAUUAAAGAAAGAAUACCCAAUUAUUUCUGUGUAAAAAAAUAAAAUGUUGAUAAAUCCUUUUUACUUUUUAGGUUAUACAAGAAAUUAAAUUUUUGUAAAACUCGGUAAUCUACGUACUAAUUAUAAAACAUGUUUUAUUAAUACAAAAUGUAGGACAAAAUAUUUGAUAAUAGAUUAUUAAAAAUUUUAGUAUUAUUUUAAAAAUAUUUAAAUAAAAUUUUAGAUCAUGUGGUGCUUUAAUAUUUCUUUGAGAUCUUAAAAUACUCUUUGGAUAGUGGUUUACGUGUCUUUUGAGUGACAAAAAUAAUAAAAUUAAACAUGAGUAUAUUAGGGGAAGUCUAAUGGUUGCUUUUUGUGAUACAUUCCAAUAGUUUGUUAAUUGAAACCAUUUCUCCUCUUUCUAUUUUGUUAACAACAAUUUUUUUUCUCCUGCAUUCUUUCAUAACAUUAAUGUAGUGUACAUCCGCGUAUAAGCGCUAUUGGAUCUUAAAAGACCGCUCAAUGCUUACGGGUAUUCUUUUUUCUCCUGCAUUCUUUCAUAACAUUAAUGUAGUGUACAUCCGCGUAUAAGCGCUAUUGGAUCUUAAAAGACCGCUCAAUGCUUACGGGUAUUCUUUUUUCUCCUGUAUUCUUUCAUAACAUUAAUGUAGUGUACAUCCGCGUAUAAGCGCUAAUGGAUCUUAAAAGAACGCUCAAUGAUUACGGAUAUUCUUUCUCCUAGAGUUUUUUGGACAUUUGGACUUUCUGCUAGAGGAACAUUUUUGGUAUGGCAUCGUUUCUUUGGAAUUUAUGUUACACACAUAUUAAUCAUUGCGCAUUUCUUGCGCAGCAAAAAGCUUUUUAUUGUCCAAAAUUGGGUGAAAAAUUUGUUCCUGUCCGGUACAUCAACAAUCUCAGUAUAUUUCUUUUUACAUGUAUGAACACGGAAAAUGUUAUAGAAAACUGUUUUGGUAUGACAGUCUGUCCUUUAGUAUUUAUAUAUUCUUCAUUAGUAUUGCAUUUAUUUUUUCUGUCAUCUCUCGAUUGAUGCCUGUUCUUUUUUUUUCGCCCACAUUUUUGUCUUACUUUUGUUUCCCCAGUGAUUUCAUUAGUCUCUUUGAAUAACGUUGAGAUUAUAGACGGAUAGGCAGCGCUGAAAAAUCUCUUUGAAUUUACUAAAGCUAAAUUUUUCACAGUUGAUUACUGUGAUUGUGUAGAGAAACAUACUGCGAUCGGUCAAGCGAAACGUAGAACAGGAGUUACUGAGAGGGUAUCAAAGUUGCUUUCCUACGAAGGUAAUUAAAUCCAUUUACUAAGUCUGAAAAUCUGUACACACAUUCUAAAUUACAUAUACACAAAAAUUAUAGUCGGUUAGCUGUAUGACGGGACAGAGCCGGUCGGUCGGUCCCAAUGAAUGUACAGGCUUAUUCACUAUAUUUUGACCCCCUUGUAAACUGCUUUAUUUACAGAAUUAGAAAAAAAUGUAAAAUACAAAAAUUAUUCGAUUUUUUAAUUAAGAUUUUUUCACAUAUCGUACUAGUGACGUCAUCUAUCUGGGCGUGAUGACGUAAUCGACUAUUUUUUCAAUGAGAAUAGGGGUCGUGUGCUAGCUCAUUUGAAAGGUUACUCAAUUCUCUAUACAGUACUAUAAAGAUUAAGAUCAUUAUUUAUACAGGGUGUCCAAAAAAAAAUUUUGAAUUAAUAAUUAAACAAUUAAUUUAAUAAUUUUUUUUGGGCACCCUGUAUAAUUAAUCAUGUUAAUGUUUAUAUUACUGAAUAGGGACUUGAAUAACCUUUCAAAUGAGCUAGCAGUCAACCCCUAUUCCCAUUUAAAAAAAAUAGUCGAUUACGUUAUCACGCCCAAAUGUAUGACGUCACUAGUACGAUAUAUAUGUCAGAAAAUCAUAAUUUAAAAAUCGAAUAACUUUUGUAUGUUACAUUUUUUUCUAAUUCUUUAAAUAAAGCAGUUUACAAGUGGGUCAAAAUAUAGUGAAUAACCCUGUACAUUUGCUGGGGCAUACCGACCGGCUCUGUCCCGUCAUACAGCUGACCGACUAUAAUAACUUUUAUUUAUAUUCAAUUUAGAAUGUGUGUACUGAUUUUCGGCCUUAGUAAAUGGAUUUAAUUACCUUCAUAGGAAAGCAACUUUGAUACCCUCUCAGUAACCCCUCUUCUGCGUUUCGCUUGACCGACCGCAGUAUGUUUCUCUACACAAUCACAGUAAUCAACUGUGAAAAAUCUAGCUUUAGUAAAUUCAAAGAGAUUUUUCAGCGCUGCCUCUUGGACUAUUACAAGCCAUUCUAUUUUCCCCUAUAUUUUUUCAUGAAACCAGCAUUGUACUAUAUGAAUAUCUUAUUGAAAUAAUUGUACGAGACGUGCUGUAAAAUAUAUCAUUUACUUGUGGACUAAAAAUAUUACAGAUAAUGUACAGAAGUGGGUAUAACAUUUUAGGACCAAUAAUUUUACUGUUACGUAAUUUUUUCAAUUUUUACCACCAAUAUUAUUGGACACCUAUUUAAAUUAUGUAUUUUAAAAUUAUUAUCUUUUUAACACACCUGUACAGUAAUUUCGUUAUAAAUGCUUGGAUGAUAAUAUGCAAGUUUUACCUUAUUCAACUUAACUCUAGAACCACAACAUGGGGUCGCCGGUGACCCAUUCUUAAAAUCGCUCAGAAUUUAACUUUUUCUUAAAAGUUAAGAAAGUUUCUUCUUUUUUUUUCAAAUUUGACUGUUUCAGUUCAGUUAUUUAUAAAUUUAUUAUACACUUUUUAUAGAUAUAGCAACCACAAAAAUUGUCUGACCACUAGUCUUCUAGGUAAAGAUGAGCAUAUUAUAAAACGCCAACAAGAUAAAGAAGUCCAAACAAAGCCAUAAGCUAUAUCUUAUUUAUUUGUUGUAAAUCAAUGCUGUUUCUAUUAUUUUAUUGCUUCAUGGCGAUUGAGAGAACACUAUAAUCAGUAAUAUUUAAACAUUUUUCAACUCAGUUGAGUUUAAACAUAAUUGAACUUUUGUAAUUUUUGUCCAGGUGUUUAUUUCGAUUGAAUAAUUAUAAUAGAAUAAUUUGGCAUGUUUAUUGUUAAUUGAUGUGCCAUUGAUGUACUCGUAUACAUAGAAAAUAAUUAUAUUUCUUUAUAUUAUACAGGUAUCUCUGUACCUACAUAUUUUACUACACAUAGUUUCAAAAGGUAUGUAUCGCCCAAAAUGUUUAUUAUAACCUAUUUUCAGAAACUACUGUUUAGACCAGGGCGUAUCUGUAAAAAUAUUAGUACAUUUGGAUGUUGAGGGGUGAUUCAUAUUUUUUUGCAGAAAUUGCUUGAAAAUGACUUAAAUAAUAAUAUAUUUGCGUUAUCCUCCCACUCAAAAAGGCCCGGAACAUUGUUUAAAUAAUCAAAAUGUCCAAAAAUGAAGGAAAAAUUCGAUUUUUUUCUUCGUUUUUUGAUUAUAACUUUAAAAGUAUGAAUUUCCGAGAAAAGUUUCACUGCCAUAAAAGUUGCGUAAUUAAAUUUCCUACAAUGUAGGAUUAAUUAAAAAUUUUAAAAAUUGUCACCCUUGUUGCAAAAUAGCAAUAAUUGCUAAAAAAAAACAAGUAUUUGCAUUUUAUGUUUUUCAACCAUUUAUGCUACACCUAGCUCCUUCAUAUUUCACCCAGAAAAACUUUAUGAUAUAGUAAAACAAUAAUAUAAAUUUCAUUAGGAUCGUUUUAAUAGAUUUUGCAAAAUAAAUUUUGCAAUCCAGCUUUCGCAAAAAAAUCAUUUUUUCAAAAUGUUGCAGGACUGAAAAUAAAGCAGACAGCAAGUUUAGAAGAAUACUGUAUCUUUCAUUUGCAAUUUGCAAAUUUAAAAUGGGUUAACUACCACGGCCUCAGGAAUUUUUUUAAAUAAACAUUAAUUUUUGGUGCUACGCGCAGGACAGCGGAUACGUUUGCUCUGAUUGGGCAUUCCAAUGACCUUUGAUAAUGAUUGAUUAAUUUUAAUUUUUAUUACAUUUCGAUAUAAAUAAAUAAAUUUAUUUAUUUCAAAAUAAAAACACAUACUCUGUCCUUUGAAAUAACACUUUUUUUAGCAAAAACUUUCUUUGUUCGUAUAUUUUAACUUAGAGAAUAAAAGUUUAUUAUUUUUAAGCAUAUGCAAUUGUUUAAACAAUAUUUCACAAACAAUAAUCAAAUUAGUUUGAUUUUUGUAAAAUUAAAAGAUUAAAUACAACAAAAUAUAGAGUAAGAAAAUAAUAUAUUAGAUGAAGAUUGGAAGAAAUUUUGGUGGAAAUCAACUUGUGUGAAUAUCAACCAUAAAUACAAAAUUUUCACCCACAGCUCCUCAUCAUAAUUUCACAUGAGGUUCUAAAAUCCGUAUGAUGCACAUUUGUCCUGUGAGUCCCGUCAAUGGACACCCUAAGUCUGACGUCACAAAUGUCACAAAAUUGGUAGGAGCUUAUAUUGACUCCAAACAAUUUUGUUUGUAACGGUAAAUUGUCAUAAGGAAUUUUUCAUUUAUGUGCUUUGUGUGACAAAAUAAGACUUCAUUUAGGGACAUCUUGGAUAUUAGUGCACCCUAAUAUGUCUGUGUAGAUUUUGGUAUUGGAUCCGACCGUCACUUGUAACACCGUUGCCGUAUCCUCUAUUUUUUCAUACUAUCACGUUACAAUUUUUUGUGAUAUUAUACACGAGCGGGACACCCUCAAAAAAGGGCUUAGUUUUCGAGAUACUGACCACGGAGGGGUGAAUGGCUAAUUUUAUUCAUACUUUAUAUUUUCGAGGGUGCUGAAAACGAAAAUGAGGAAAAAAUAAAAAAAAAAUGAAAUCACGUUUUUGCGUUUACCUCGCUACAACACUGUUACAUUUUAAUAUUUUUUUCUGAAAUUUUUACAGUAUAUAGCUCAUUUCUGAAGACAAAGGUACCUGCUUCAAGUUUCUAUUCUUAUCAUGAUAAAAGUUAUGAUUUUUUCAAAGAAAAAGGUGCGGAUUUGUGCAUUACAAAGUUUAAUCGCAAAAGUUGUGUGACGAAGUUUAAAAUUUAGCUUCUUAAUCACGUUUAUUUGAAAGUAGAGAGUACAAAGAAGUUUUGUGGUAAUUUUUAGAUCAAAAUGUUUUAUAGAAAAAAAAAUAGUGCAAUUUUUAAUGUCGAGAUUAGAAACCCCCAAUAUAACGUUUAUUUUUUGAGGGACAGCCAAUCUAGGUCUAAUUUCUCACCUAUAGUAUUAUCCUUCGAUUAUAAGCUUUCAUUUGACACCUCAUUUGUCAUUCUACCUAGUAUAAUGACGGAGAAGUAAACGUUCUUAUUCUAUCAUUCUUGUAGAUACAUUUAACAUUGAUUGAAAUUAUGAAAGAAAUGGCAUGGCAACACUGUGACGCACAAACAUAAAAUUCAGCUGUGCGUUACAUAGGGUGCACUAAUAUCCAAGAUGUCCUCAUUUAGGUAUUUCGUUAAAGAAAGAUUUUUAUUCGUUUUUGCUCAGGUGGUUUUUAUUCCUUAGUGGUUGAAAAUAAACAUAACCUCAAAACUGUUUACGUUCUUAUCAUUGCAUUAAAUUAACUCACCUGGGCAAAAACGAAUAAAAAUCUCUUAACUGACACGUUUCUUUAACUAAAUACCUAAAUGAAGUCUUAUUUUGUCACACAAACCACGUAAACAACAAAAUGAACAAUUCCUUAUGAGUGUUUUACCUUAUAAACAAAAUUGUUUGGAGUCAAAUAUAAGCUCCUCCCAAUUUUGUGACGUCAAGACUUAGGAUGUCCAUAACCACCGAUUCUGUGCGUCCACCUGGCAUAAUAUCUGCCCAAAACAUAACACUACCAUCAGCGAAAGGAAAUAUGACACGUGCAUGUGCUAGUUGUGCCCUUCUUGUUGGCUCUCGCCAAACACGAAUUCGCUGGCCAUCACUAUUUAAACAGAUUCUGAUCUCGUUUGAAAAAAGCACAAAAUUUCAAAACUGUUGAAUGAGCUUUAUGUGUUCUUGAGCCUACUGGAGACAGUGCAAAACAUGACUAAAUUGUAGCUGAAGAACUCUUAUCGGUCGACGACUGCUCAAACCUGACAAAUUCCUGACGAUACUCUGGCUCCUGUAGCAUCCCUGAAGUCACUUUAAAGCGUACAAACACAGAAGAAUGUCUCCGAAUGGAAAGUCUGAUAUAUCCAUUUUGUGGGUCGGGUUGGCAAUUGGUAACUCGGAGCCUACCAGAGGAAGCUUUAUUCUGUAUCGAAUUUGUCUCCAGAAACCUAUUCCAUAUCCGUGAUACAUCACUUUAGGAAACACCCACUCUUUCUAUCACGAAGCGCUUUGUCCAACUCAAUAAUUAACUUACAAUUCAUUAUAAAUCACGUUUUCACAAAUUUUACCAGAAUAAAUUUUUCAAAUGUUUACACCUUGGCAAAACCAGAUCAAUUAAAUGCGUAUUUAAAUAAAAUUAAAACCAAAAAAAGUGUAUUUUAUAUAAAAAAAAAGAGUUAUUAAAUAUGUAAUAAGGAUACGGAUUUAUAAAAGUGUAAAAAUGGUGAAUACGAGGGGUGAUGCAAAACUUUUGAAAUAUGUUUAUAUAAAAUUGUGGUGGACACUAAAAAAUGCCCGAUUUCACCAACGAUACCUAAACAGUUGCUUUAUUAAGUAAUUCUUAUCAAUAGGAACUUCCAUUGUCAUGCAAUCAAUUGAAAAUCGCUUCUUUUAUUAUUAAUUUCUAAUGACACACUUUUAGUGAUAUCAUGAAUGGGUUUUUGAAACACAACACUAGUUUGGUAGGUAGUAAGUAGACUACAUAAUUUUGUCAAUACACCUGUAAAAAACUUCCAAAGGAUUUUCUAUAUUUUCCAACACAUAUUAUAUUAAUAAUAUUACAGAAUAACAGAAAAAUUAAGGUAAGAAGCAAAUUAUUGAUAAACGUCACAAGUACAUUAGUCAAAAUUGUAAAAAUAUAACCUGACUGUCAACGGUAAGUAAUACCUAAAGUUUAGGGAGAUCAAAAACCGUAUCCUAUCGUAAGGUAAUGCUUAAGCGGUUUAGGCAAUUCUUAUCGUAUGGUGAAAUCCGUUUUAGAGUUAGGAAAUACCUAAACCCACUUAGGUAAUUCUUAAAUAUUUAGGUAUCGUUGAUGAAAUCGGGCAUAAUAGUCGCAAUAAUAAGGUAAUACAUUGAGUGUAUUAAUUCACAAGUUUGUGCAUUUCAAGAUUGUUUGCUUCAAUUUAUACUGCUGAUCCAUUUUUAGAUUUAAUGAACAAUUACAAGAUUCAAAAUCACUAUUAUUAAAAAUUGAGAUUUUACAAAAAAGCGUUCUGUGGCGUAAUUUCAAUUCUGCUAGCGCGCACAGUUUAUUCACGUCUAUUCGUAUUCUGGUUUAACUGUAAGUGUAUAUUACAAUAAUUUCAUUAUUGCGUCUAUGAACCAAUAACAGGCAAGUACAGAAAUAUCUACAGACUGCACUUUAUACAAGAAUAUUUACCGAGGUUGAAUUAUUUGUCUGUUUGGUGGUUAAAAAGAUUUUUUAGUUAAUUUUUAAAAAAUUUGUUUUAUUGUUUAAAAUUUCGAAAUAAUUAUGAACAAUUAUGAUUUUCCGGCAUCAAAUGCCCGGCAUGUGCGGAAUCUGCUCUAGUGUGUUAUUAAAGUUUCUUUUUUGACGAUAUAACUUGUAACUUAGUAAUAAGCAACGCCUUUAUUAUUGCCUGAAUUAUUAUUGACUCAUGGCAGCUGUUUUAAGUUCUUCUGUUUUUAAGUAAAUAAAAUCUAGAUUGCAA